This is a messenger RNA of Dovyalis caffra, 582 nucleotides long. NCBI's taxonomy places the organism in Eukaryota, Viridiplantae, Streptophyta, Magnoliopsida, Malpighiales, Salicaceae. The record is from the annotation of a GenBank genome assembly.
AUGCAAGAAGAAAGAGAAGGAAAAUGCCACCCUGUAAAAACCCAAAAAACUUCAUGCGUUCCAUUUGUUUACGUCCUUCUCCAUCUCUCUUCAAGUAAUGAGACACCUUCUCCUCCUAUUCCUCCUCCAUGUACUGCCAUUGCCGAUGAAGGCAGUGUCAUGCUCAAACUUGCCAACUCCUUAGGCCCUUUACCCACCAGCUGGAACAAAACAUCCUCCAAUAAUUUCUGCAUCUCCUGGCAUUGGCUAGACUGUGAUUCCUCUGGUAGAGUCAUUGACAUUAAUCUCGUAGAUCAACACCUAACAGGCACCCUUCCUCCAGAGUUGUCUAAUCUCACUGAGCUCAAUGACCGAGUAGAUGAUGACAUCAGGAGGAACAAUACUGUGCAGGUGUUGGGGUUUCUUGUGACCAACAGGCCACCUCUGAAAUUGACAAUUAAGCCUGGGAAAGCUCUGCUGGAGAUGGGUAUGGACACUGGAGUCAGAAAAAAUCCUGAUACAAAUGCUACAGAAGAAACUGGUGCUAAGAAAGCAGGAGGUGUAUGUUUACCCGUCAUGCUGUUCUUGCCAUUCUUAUUGUAG